AUGACGUUUUAUUAUCGUUUCAUUUCUCAUGGCGUUUUCAUAUGCAGAUACGCUAUGGUGUUUGUACAGUUCAUUGAUAUAGACAAUUACCACUACAAUGUUACAUUUGGUGCUGCAUUAUUGGUGUCGGAAACUGCUGAUACGUAUAUUUGGUUGUUGAGAGUUUUUCUAAAAGUUGUUGGUUCUCAACCAAAAGUUGUUGUCAAUGACCAAGAUCCAGCAAUGAAGAAGGCUAUUUCUAUUGUAUUUGUUGACACGAGGCAUCGGUUAUGCAUGUGGCAUGUGAUGCAUAAACUUUCUUUGAAGGUUGAUUUCCUUAUUUUUGUGUUUGGCGUUUUAAGAUGUAUGGCGUUCUUUAACGUCUUUAUUGUCUUUCAUGUUGGUGUUAGGCUAUGCAAUUCCACCAUUUUCAAAGAACGUAUUGCUGGUGUUGUGUGGACGGAUAUUCUUACACCUGAAGAGUUUGAUUCAGAAUGGGAAGUGGUUAUCGGAGAGUUCAAUUUAGAAGAUAAUGACUGGCUAUCUGAUAUUUUUGCACUCAAGGAAUCUUGGAUCCCUGCAUAUUAUAUAAUGGAAGAGUUGUCGGGCCUUAUGCGAAUGACAUCGAGGUCGGAGAGUGAGAAUCAUUUUUUUGGUCAAGUGUGCAAUUCAAAAGCUACUCUUGUUGAGUUCAUGACUCAUUACGAAACUACAAUUGAAGCACAACAUCACACGCACCGGAAAAAUGAUCAUGAAUCUCGAUACAAACGCCCCCAGUUGAAGAGUAAUUACCAAGUGUUGGAGGGCCAAGCUACUGACAUAUAUACAAAAAAUAGUUUUUGUGACGUUCAAGCUGAGCUAAUCGGAAUUGCGGAUUGCAUAAAUCAACGUUACGAAGAUCAGGCCGAUGGGUUUGUUAAGUUUUACAUAAUGAUUUCCAGCAGCCUUGUACAUCCUUAUUUGAGGCGUUUUGAGCAGUUUGGUUUGCUAUGUAGACAUAUAUUCUAUGUUUUGAGAAGUUUGGACAUUAGGAAAUUUCCAAAACAAUACAUUUUGAAUAGAUGGCGUAAAGAGGCUUCCCCAAACUGCUCUUCCGAAUACUCAAUUAGUCGCGAAUACAUGACCGAUCUUGAUCCCGAUGUGCAAAGUGUGAUGCGAGAGAUUAUUUUUUCAACGGAGUAUACUUUGAACCGUUUAUCUGGUAAUAAAGAGGAGUUAUCCUUAUACAAGGAUCAUGUUCAAUCUUAUAUGAAGAAGGUUCAAGAUAUGCAGAUUGUUGCUCCUCCUGCUAAGGAGUUAUCCUUAUACAAGGAUCAUGUUCAAUCUUAUAUGAAGAAGGUUCAAGAUAUGCAGAUUGUUGCUCCUCCUGCUAGUACUAGGGAUAGAUUUGCCGAGAUAACCGGUCAAUAUAAAAACGACAAGAAUCCGAUAAGAGUUCCUGUUGGGUAUAAGUCCAAAGGUUCUUGA
This is a messenger RNA of Helianthus annuus (common sunflower), 1446 nucleotides long. RefSeq names its product protein FAR1-RELATED SEQUENCE 2-like. The transcript is spliced from 4 exons. NCBI's taxonomy places the organism in Eukaryota, Viridiplantae, Streptophyta, Magnoliopsida, Asterales, Asteraceae. The record is from RefSeq and is a predicted model, not a curated record. Gene Ontology annotation, biological process: regulation of DNA-templated transcription. The coding region runs from base 1 to 1446 and encodes 481 amino acids.